AUGCUUCUGUUUACUCUACGAAGAGCCAUGUCAUUUACAACCAGAAUAUUAAAAGUCAGACCCGAAAGCAUACAGUUUGUGAAUGAUAAACCUCAGAUCUCCGACAAUGAAACCUUGAUAAACUUAGAAAUUGCUGCCAAAGAACUUACAACUACACAUAAUGCCAUAGGGUUCCCAACAGAAACGGUGUAUGGACUUGCUGGGUCUGCAUUAUCUGAUGAAUCAGUCAAAUCUAUAUACAAAGCUAAAAACAGACCGGCAGAUAACCCUUUGAUUGUACAUAUAUCAUCGAUCGAACAAUUAAAACGCAAAUUGAUCAAUUAUGAAAUACCACAAGUCUACCUUGAUUUAAUUUCCCAUUUUUGGCCUGGUCCGUUAACCAUUCUCUUGCCCAUAACCAAAGAUAGUCCGAUAUCAAAAUUGGUAACUGCCAACCAAGAUACGUUUGCGGUGAGAAUGCCAAAUCACCCAGUUGCACGAGCCUUGAUUGCAAUGAGUGAUACACCAAUUGCUGCCCCUUCAGCUAAUGCAUCAACCAGACCUAGUCCGACAUUGGCAGAGCAUGUUUACCACGAUCUAAAUGGUAAAAUACCUUUGAUUUUGGAUGGUGGCGCAUGCAAUGUAGGUGUUGAAAGUACGGUUAUUGACGGGUUAGUUGACCCACCAAUGCUAUUGCGACCAGGAGGUGUUUCAUUAGAGGACAUUAAACGCGUCGGUGGCAAACUAUGGGAAAACAUUGUUGUGGCGAAAAAGACAGCAGGAAAAUUAGAGCCAGUAAAGACACCAGGGAUGAAAUAUCGACAUUAUUCACCAACAGCAAAAGUGGUACUAUUUGUCAAUUGUGGAGAUGGUAUAAAUGCCAUUGAAAAUUAUUUGACCAACAAUAAAGUAGAUGCCAGUACCACCAAGAUAGCGUUGUUGAAAUCGAAACACUUUGGCGAGGAUCACCCACACUUUAUUAUUAAAAGACUAGGCACUACAGGGAAUGAGAUAUCUCAUAAUUUGUUUAAAUACUUGAGAGAAGUGGAUGAAGAGGACAAGGUGGAAUUGAUAUUUGUCGAAGGGAUAGACGAAACAAACGAAGGACUAGCGGUCAUGAAUCGAUUAAGCAAAGCUGCUAUGGAAGUAGUUAAUGGAGGGGAGGCAUAG
Molecule: messenger RNA, 1149 nt
Organism: Candida albicans SC5314
Lineage: Eukaryota; Fungi; Ascomycota; Pichiomycetes; Serinales; Debaryomycetaceae
Product: threonylcarbamoyladenylate synthase
Exons: 1
Coding region: 1-1149 (382 amino acids)
Biological process (GO): regulation of translational fidelity
Cellular component (GO): cytoplasm
Molecular function (GO): nucleotidyltransferase activity; double-stranded RNA binding; tRNA binding
Source: RefSeq, a predicted model, not a curated record